CGUGUGCAGAAGAGGGGUUUUAGUAGGAGAAUCAGGAGGAGGCGCUGCUGUCAAUGUGUUCCUCAUUCUUGUCAAACGCGGCUCCGUCUGCGGUGCGCGUUUUUAAAGAGCAGGCAACUCGCCCUGGGAAAUAUUGGCGAAAUUUGGAGCAGAGCAAAGGAAAAAAAAACUUUUCUGAGAAGGCAUUUGUACCUUUAAAAAGGUGUUAUUUAUCUGGUGACUUACGCAUAGAUAAGUAAAGUGAUUUGUUUUGGUACAAACCGGACAAGCCUAAUAGUAAUUAAAAGUUUCUGUUAGUGCCGUUUUCCGUUAAGACCGCGGUGUUCACAGCUGACUCUGGAAAAAUUAAGGGAAUGAUUUUUUGCGCUCAAAUCGCAUCAGUGUUGUAAUAUUUAGGAUUUAAGUAUUAUUUAAAAUAUAACUGAAAUCUAUAUAAAUAUCACAAUGUUAUUUGGUUUUAAGAAGAUCUUUAAGUUGGAAACAGCAACAAUAAGUGCGAAUAUCUGACUUUUUGCAGUUGAAGGGUUUAUAGUGACUAACGAAAGACUUAAAAUGGAAUAUCUACUACUACAGGCGUAGACCGACAUAUUCAGAGAUACCUGUAACUGAAAUGUGAAAUUGUUCCUAGCUUUACUUAUUACUGAUGGAAACUAAAAAUGAAGCUACCGCAAACUAAUGGUGAAUGUCUCAUUAAAGCAAUCCGCUAAAAGAAAGAUAUACAUAGUUUUUAAUAGCUCUGCAUACGAUGUCGGAGCGAGAGUGCUACGGUGACGAGUUGUGCGGGGAAGGAGUUCCUGAAUUCCCCCCCGGGAGAGCGACCAGGGCGGGCAGGCGCAGCGGAGUCACCCUGCCGAUGGCGGAGCGCGCCAGCCCCGUCGCUCAGGACGCCGACACGGCUCUUAUGGAGGCGGCGAAGGCGGCUCCCCGUAGAAGCAGCAUCAUAAAGGACCCGACGGUACAGAAAGUGGGUGGUGGGAGGAAGAAGACAGUCUCCUUCAGCAGCAUGCCCUCUGAGAAGAAGGUGAGCAGCGCCAGCGACUGCCUGGCUUUCAUGCAGGGCGGCUGCGAGCUGAAGAAGGUGCGGCCCAGCUCUCGCAUCUACUGCCGCUUCUACACGCUGGACCCGGAGCUCACCUGCUUGCGCUGGGAGCCCUCGAAGAAGGACGGGGACCGCGCCCGGCUGGACAUCACCGCGAUUCGGGAGGUGCGCACGGGCAAGAGCACCGACACGUUCCGCCACAACGGCCCCGCCGAGCAGCUGCCCGAGGAAGCCGCCUUCUCCAUCAUCUAUGGCGACGAGUACCAAUCCCUUGACCUGGUGGCGCUCUCAGCAGAUGUGGCUAACAUUUGGGUGACCGGCCUACGCUACCUGAUUUCCCACCCGACGUCCUGCUGCGAGGCCGACGAAGGCAGCCCUGGCAGCCGGACGCGCCGCGAUUGGCUGGCCUUCGAGUUCAGCAAGUGGGACGAGGAUGGCUACGGGAUCAUCUCAGAAGACGCAGCUGUAGCUGCCAUCUGCGACCUCUACCCCGGCAUCAAAGAGGCUAAGGUCCAACUGAAAUUCAAGGAAAUCCAGCGAAGCAAGGAGAAGCUGACCUCCCACGUCACGCUGGAGGAGUUUCAGGAGGCCUACUGCGAGCUCUGCACCCGAGCCGAUGUCUAUUUCCUCCUGGUGCAGCUCUCCAAGGACCGCGAAUGCCUGGACGGCCAGGACCUGCGGCUCUUCCUGGAGACGGAGCAGGGCCUUCCUCUAGCCACGGUUGAGGGUUGCCUGGACAUCGUGCGGCGCUUCGAGCCAUCCUCCCAGGGCAGGGAGAAGGGUUUGCUGGGCCUGGAUGGCUUCACCCGCUAUCUGCAGUCACCUGAGUGCUACCUGUUUGACCCUGACCACCAGCAGGUAUGUCAGGACAUGACCCUGCCACUGUCCCACUACUACAUCAGUGCCUCCUACCGCUCCUACCUGCUGGAAGACCAGGUGCAUGGGCGUGCUGAGCUUGGGGGGCUCCUGCAGGCCCUGCAGGCUGGGUGCCGCUGCCUGGAGCUGGGCGUCAGGGAUGGGCCGGAUGGGGAGCCUCUUCUGGGAAUGGAGCGCAACUCCCAGCACCCCCUACUCUCCCAGAUGCCCCCAAUCACCAUCCACGGUGCACUGGAGGUGAUCAACAAGUACGCCUUUCUGACCUCGCCCUACCCGCUGCUGCUGUACCUGUGCCAAAACUGCUCUCUGGCUCAGCAGCGAGUCCUGGCCCAGCACCUGCGCACUGUCUUUGGAGCCCGACUUUAUACGCCUCUGUCCCCCAAUGGGCUGCUGGGGGUUCGGGGAGCCCAGUUGCCGUCUCCCGAGGAGCUAAAGGGCCGAGUGCUGCUGGUGGGCAAGAAGCUGCCCCAAGAAGAACAGGGAUCUGAUGGGGAGGUGUCAGAGGAAGAGGAGGAGCUUGGAAUCGGGGGCCCACUGGCGGGCCGGCGGGUGACUCUCCCCGGGGAGGAGGACGCGGGUGUGGUGCUGGUGGUGCCGCCUCCGUCGCAGUCCUGCCAGCUACGCCUCUGCCGGGAGCUGUCUGACUUGGUGGCAGUGGCUCGCGCCGGGAGCCGCAGCUUCUACAACCACCGGGCAGUGCCGCGCUCCCCUCCCAGCAGCCCCAGCACCCCCAGCAGCCCCCUGGCCCAGGUGCUGCCCCCGUGCUGGACCCUGUGCUCCCUGGGGGAGGCCGAGGCGGCCAGGCUGGCCAGCGAAUCCCUCGAGGAGCUGGUGAGCUUCACCAAGCGGCUCCUAACGAGGGUGCGGCCCAGUACUGUGCGGCUGGACUCCAGCAACCCUAACCCCCAGGACUUCUGGAAGGGGGGGUGCCAGCUGGUGGCGCUGAACCAGCAGACCGCCGGCGCCAUGCUGGACCUGCAGCGAGCCCGCUUCGCCCAGAAUGGCGGCUGCGGUCUGGUGCUGCGGCCCGCCGUCAUGCGCGAGGCUGUCUCCUACUUCAGCGCCGACACGCAGGGCUGUGUGCCCGGGGUGCCGGCCCAGACUCUGCGGGUCAAGGUGAUCAGCGCCCACGGGCUGCCCAAGCCACAGGGGGCCGGCGCCAAGGGCCAGGUCAUCGACCCCUACGUGGUGCUGGAGCUGCACGGCGUGCCAGCCGACUGCGCAGAGCAGCGCACGCGCACCGCCGCCCAGAACCAGGAUGACCCGCUCUUCGAUGAGACUUUCGAAUUCCAGGUCAACCUUCCGGAACUGGCCCUCCUGCGCUUCGUGGUGCUGGACGAUGACUACAUCGGCGAUGACUUCAUCGGCCAGUACAGUGUGGCCUUUGAGUGCCUGCAGCCCGGCUACCGCACCGUGCCCCUGCUGGGACUGCUGGGAGAGCCGCUGGCCCAUGCCAGCCUCUUCGUGCACGUGGCCAUCACCAACCGGCGGGGCGGCGGCAAGGCCCAGCGGAGGGGGCUGUCUGUACGGAGAGGGGCGAGGCGCGGCCGCGAGUAUGUCACCCUGCGUGGCACCGGCAUCAAGGUGUUGGAUGACACGUUCCGAUCGGCGAGCACCCCCUUGAGGGAGGCCGCGGACCUGCGGGAAGACGCGCAGAAUGCAACAGUCAAUUUCAAAGAGCAGUGUGGACUCCCCCCGGUGGCCAAUUUGAAGCAGUGCAUCCAAAGCCUGGCCCCCCGGCUGCAGACUGUGGAGGGCCCCCCUGCCGCUUGCUUGGUCCUGAAGGAUGGCUGUCCGUGCCUGGAGCCGGUGGGCGGCCUGCCGGAUGCCACACGCAAGCUGCUCAGUGCCUACGAGGCGAUGGUGCUGGCACACAGGCAAGUGAUUGAGAACGCAGACUCCAUUCAGGAAAGGAUUGCCCAGGUGCAGAAGGAAGGGAUGGAGUUUCAUGAGGACCUGCCCAGGCUGGGGGAGAAGGAGGGGCUGAAGGGGCGAAAGCAGAGCAAAGCGGUGGAGAGCUUCGCCUGGAACAUCACCGUGCUGAAGGGCCAGUGCGACCUGCUGCGCAGUGCCAAGACGGACGCCCUGGAUGCCCUGAGGCAGCUUGCGCUGGCCUGCGAGGCCUGUGGGCUGGCGGCCACCUCAAAGCUGCAGUCCAGCUCAAACCAGCUUGCCGACAACCACGCUAACCCCCGCCGGGGCAGCGCCCAGGGUAACGGGCGUAUCUGAGCCCCGCCGGGGCAGCGCCCAGGGUAACGGGCGUAUCUGAGCCCCACUGGGGCAGUGCCCAGGGUAACGGGCGUAUCUGAGCCCCACUGGGGCAGUGCCCAGGGUAACGGGCGUAUCUGAGCCCCACUGGGGCAGUGCCCAGGGGAACGGGCGUAUCUGAGCCCCACUG
Messenger RNA from Paramormyrops kingsleyae, 4313 nucleotides. It is a transcript of the gene plcl1, whose product is annotated as phospholipase C like 1. The record is from RefSeq and is a predicted model, not a curated record. Gene Ontology annotation, biological process: release of sequestered calcium ion into cytosol; phosphatidylinositol metabolic process; phosphatidylinositol-mediated signaling. Lineage: Eukaryota; Metazoa; Chordata; Actinopteri; Osteoglossiformes; Mormyridae. Gene Ontology annotation, molecular function: phosphatidylinositol-4,5-bisphosphate phospholipase C activity.